UAAAAUCAUUACUACUUGAUAAACCUCUUCUCCCCUUUCCCAUAUUUUCUCUCCCCUUAACAUUCUUCCAUGUAAAUUCCCUGGAUCCAACAGAGUGAAAAAAUGUAUAGUCAACACUCAGCGAGCUAAACACGUCGUCGAAAAUGCACCAGUGCAUGUGUUGAUGAAUGGAAAUGGAGCAGAAGAAGAAGUUGGUAUAAAACCAGUGGCGGUGCAAAUUCAAAAUGGCGAGAAAGAAAGCGUAAUCUGUACUCCAGUGAAUUCAAGAUCCCCUCCCCUGGUUUUGUGUUGCCCACUCCAAACAAACACGCAUCACAUCACAUCAGAAACGAUUCAAACUGUUAUUCAGCUCCGGAAGAUGAAAACAGUGUCCGAUUGGAUCGAUUCGUGUUCGAAGGAGCAAACCAACACGUACCACCAAUGGUUCAACUUGGCCGAUUCAGAUGGAGAUGGCCGUAUCACUGGCAACGAUGCUACCAAGUUCUUUGCUCUCUCCAACUUAUCUCGCUCUCAACUCAAGCAGGUUUGGGCUAUAGCUGAUACAAAGAGACAAGGAUUUCUAGGUUUACAAGAGUUUGUAACCGCAAUGCAGCUCGUUUCCCUGGCACAGGCUGGAUAUGAUAUCAGCUAUGAUAUCCUUAAAACUGAAAUUGACAGUGAAAAUAUUAAACCCCCAGUAAUGGAAGGAAUCGAUGCUUUAGUAGCAAAAACAAAGAGUUCAACAACAAAUUCCCAACCCGAUGAAUUAGGGACUUCUCAGCCUCAACCUUCGCCACCUAGUCCUUGGGUUGCUCCUAAAUCUGUAAAGAAAUUGCCUCUCAAUGCAGUCACAUCAAUAAUUGAUGGCUUGAAAAGGUUGUAUAUACAGAAGCUAAAGCCAUUGGAGGUCACUUACCGAUUCAAUGAUUUUGUAUCUCCAUUAUUGACCGACAGUGAUUUCGAUGCUAAACCGAUGGUGAUGCUUCUUGGUCAGUAUUCGACAGGGAAAACAACAUUCAUAAAACAUUUACUAAGAUGUGAUUAUCCAGGGGCACACAUUGGGCCAGAGCCUACAACUGACAGAUUUGUUGUUGUCAUGUCUGGACCUGAUGAGAGGAGUAUUCCUGGAAAUACUGUAGCUGUUGAUGCUGCCAUGCCUUUUAGUGGGCUGACAACUUUUGGCGGUUCAUUUCUGUCAAAGUUCCAAUGUUCUCAAAUGCCGCAUCCACUGCUAGAUGAAAUAACAUUUGUGGACACUCCUGGUGUCCUCUCUGGAGAAAAGCAACGGACUCAACGAAGUUAUGAUUUCACCGGUGUUAUAUCUUGGUUUGCUGCAAAAUGUGAUCUGAUUCUUCUCUUAUUUGAUCCUCAUAAGCUUGACAUUAGUGAUGAAUUCAAGCGUGUAAUUGGAUCACUACGUGGUCAUGAUGACAAGAUACGUGUGGUUUUGAACAAGGCAGACCAAAUUGAUACUCAACAACUUAUGAGAGUUUAUGGAGCAUUGAUGUGGUCUCUUGGGAAGGUUCUGAAUACACCUGAAGUUGUGCGUGUAUAUAUCGGCUCAUUUAAUGAUAAGCCUAUAACUGAAGGCUUUGUUGGCCCAUUAGGACAGGAGCUCUUUGAGAAGGAACAGAAUGAUCUCCUUGCAGAUUUGGUAGAUAUUCCAAGAAAGGCUUGUGAUAGUCGGAUCAACGAAUUUGUGAAACGGGCUAGAUCUGCUAAAAUCCAUGCCCAUAUAAUUAGCCAUCUUAGGAAUGAGAUGCCUGCAAUUAUGGGCAAGGCUAAGGCUCAACAAAGGCUUAUUGAUGAACUUGAAGAUGAAUUUAAAAAGGUUCAAAGAGAGUUUCAUCUCCCAGCUGGCGAUUUUCCAAAUGUAGAACAGUUCAGAGAGGUUUUGAGUGGUUAUAGCAUCGACAAAUUUGAGAAACUAAAGCCCAAAAUGAUUCAAGCCGUAGAUGACAUGCUUGGAUAUGAAAUACCUGAGCUGCUAAAGAACUUCAGAAAUCCUUAUGAUUAAAUUGGAAAAUGUUAAAGCAUGUUAUUGAUUUUGUCAUGAAUGUUUCUUGACCGAAAUUAUGAUGUUAUAUUUUUGAGUAAUGAUGGGUAUUGUCUUGUUCAAUGUCUAACUAUAAAGGGACAGUAAUGUCAAUGAAUAGUGCAUGUAUUUCAUAUUUUUUGAAAUCAUUCUGGUUUCCA
Lotus japonicus is the source of this 2175-nucleotide messenger RNA. RefSeq names its product EH domain-containing protein 1-like. NCBI's taxonomy places the organism in Eukaryota, Viridiplantae, Streptophyta, Magnoliopsida, Fabales, Fabaceae. The record is from RefSeq and is a predicted model, not a curated record. The coding region runs from base 164 to 1996 and encodes 610 amino acids. The transcript is spliced from 16 exons. Gene Ontology annotation, cellular component: cytoplasm; plasma membrane; intracellular membrane-bounded organelle. Gene Ontology annotation, biological process: endosomal transport; endocytosis. Gene Ontology annotation, molecular function: GTP binding; protein binding; calcium ion binding.